Molecule: messenger RNA, 3450 nt
Organism: Paraphaeosphaeria sporulosa
Lineage: Eukaryota; Fungi; Ascomycota; Dothideomycetes; Pleosporales; Didymosphaeriaceae
Exons: 1
Coding region: 484-3123 (879 amino acids)
Molecular function (GO): S-adenosylmethionine-dependent methyltransferase activity
Source: RefSeq, a predicted model, not a curated record
GCGUUGCACCGCACGCUGGCCAACCACGAACGAGAAGAUGCGGCCGCACUGUCGUGGCCGUCCUUGAGCCGCUAUCGCCUCUCCACCCACAUGGUGGCCGCUUUGCGAGUGGACAGGCGGGACCAGCAUCGCGUCCGCGAACGCCACUACCUGUUGGCCAAUAUGUCUGUCGACGCGGGCGCGGCUACGCGCGAAUUAUACAUACUAUUGCUCGGCGCGCGCUCGCGGUGCCGUUGUUCUCUGGCAUCUUCUUCUCCCUCCCUCCCGAGCUCCCUACCACGCCGCAGCUUCGUCGACCGAAGCGCUUCAUUUCUAUCACCGAGCUGUUGAUCAGCCAGGGUUAUUGCCCACUAAUUCCAUCUGCAUUCCUUCCCUGUUAAUAGUUUAUCUUUUGACCGCCCCCAAGACCCAAGUUCGGAUUCCCAGUAUACAAAUUCUUUAAUUUUAGCACGAGGCGGAGCUCACAUCAGCCCAAUAUACAAUAUGCCAGAGAUACUUCCCACUGCAGUGUACGCAUCUGCAGCCAUUGGCACUGCCGACUUCGCUCAAUACCCCGUGUCUCCGCUGGACGAGAGACACACUCUUAAUGUCGUCGAUGACGACUCAACCAUCCCACGGUACUACUUCACGCCAAGGUUUUCCACCACCUCGACAUAUCAGCCCAGUGCCGACUCCCCUAAGAGUUGCCGGGACUUUGCUCUUCCAAAGGCACCUGCACCACUGCUCGAGAUGAUGAAGCCGUCACCUGUCCCGUCGCCUAGAUAUGCCUACCCCUCCUCAACGUACCCUGCCUCGUACCGCGCAAGCAGGGCAGACAGUGACUUCGACUCGCUGUACGACAUCACAGACGACGAAGCAGAAGUACCUCUGCAUGCAUCAGCUUCGGUCAAGAAGAUUGCGCGCACAAGUCGCAGUCGCUAUCCUUCCCUCAUCAUCCCCUCGCCUUCCGCUUGGCCGACAAUAGAGAAGCUCAAGAGCGCGAUAUCAGCGCAACCACAUACGCCAUCUCAACUGCUCACUCCAUCGAAACAAGCCUUGUCAUUGAUCACGUCGCAUAACCUAUCGGUACCGGCCCGCUCGGCCGCCCCCUCCCUGGACGGAAGUCUGACUUCAGAAGAGAUGGACAAGCUGAGCUGCCCUUCCACGCCCGAGACCCACAAGCGCGAAAGUAUCGGUAGUGUGGACUCAUGGGCGCCUGUACAGCUGGACAACCAAGCAUUGGAGACCCUACGUCACCUGUCUCGGUCACGAGAUUCGUCAAGAGGUUCAUCACCAGAGCGAUCGCCAUCGCGCGGGAACGAUGGUAGUGAAGGUGAGAUGAGAGAGGUUCGUCCCAUGCUGAACCUGAGGAUUCCCUCCGGUAUCGUGCAGACUUCGUCUGGCAACACACCGGUGUCAGCACUUUCAGUGCCUUCGCCUGGUGGGUUCUUCUCGUCACUCCAGUCUACUGCUCGGCAUACUUGGAGCCUACCGAAACGUGACGAGUCCAUUCCAAACACUUCUACGGCCGAGAAAUUCUACUCAUUGCCAUGGGCAUUCAAGCGAAGUCCUAUUGCCCAGCGUGCCAUUACAUUGGCAGGCUCGACACUUGACGGCUACAAUGACGGUCUACCGACCUCAAGACCUGUCAUGCUUGUUGAAGCUGAAGAAGCAGUGGAAGUCUCUGAGAUCCACCCAGCUAAGACGAUUUUUCAGUACAACGAGAAUUACCAUGUGGAGCUGCAGAAGCUUUCAUCCGCCAACAUCGAACGCACAGGCCAUUGGCUAGAGGAGCAAGAAGAGUUACAAGCUGCACUCCGAGACAUGGACAUCAUCGGCUCACCCAGUCUGUCCACCGGUACACACAGCCGUGGUAAUUCAAUCGAUAAGGCAAUCAAGAAGUCAGUCAAAUUCGCUGAAGAGCCGCUCAAGUCGCCCACAGAAGAGGAAGAGCCAAAGAAAAUCAUCACGUACGUCCAGGGCUUUGAGUUCCUUCGACAGCGAACUCGAAGGAUGGACGUCUACAUCCAUCGUCAGACCCGUGCAGAGGCGAUGCAUGUCCACAGGCGAUGCAACCCGAAGUCCCACCAGGACCAGCUGCUGGGCAAGUUCGAACUCACCAACCCAGUACGGCCAGCUCCGCCACGACCUGUCUCGGAGUUCUACGUCAACGACCCGACUGUGUUGAAAGAGCGCAUCGCCCGCGCUCAGAUGGAGCGUCAAGCCCUCGACCAAAUGCUGCCAAUAUGUUGGGUCCUCCAAGCACUUCGACAACUCAACGGAGGAAGGCUGCUCAGCAAAUAUGCUGCACGGCUUGUCCGCCGGACCAGUGUACCCAAGAUUCUUGAUGUGGGCGGCGUGGCAACCAACGAUUGGGCAUGGGAUGUAGCCUACGACUACCCCUACGCAACCGUUACGACUGUCUACACUGCCGGCAACAACCUGACUUCCAACGUCACCGGCCCAUCCAAUCACAAGCAAACGACGGUGCCCAACCUCUGGACGCUGCCAUUCCCUAGCGGUCACUUCGACGUCGUCUCUGCCCGCACUCUCCACGAGCUCCUCAAGACCGACAAGCCCCUUGGCCGCUCACUGGACGAGUACGACCUGUGUCUAAAAGAGUGCUUCCGGUGCCUCAAACCCGGCGGCAUCCUCGAGUUCUCACUCCUCGACGCAGACAUUAUUCAUGCGGGGCGCCACGCGCAAGCCCUUGGUGUCGAGUUCGGCUUCAACCUCAAGACUCGCGGGUACGACGCCGCGCCCACAAAGUCCUUCCUGCCGCGUCUUCGCAAGGCUGGCUUCCGCGAAGUGCACAGGACGUGGAUGGUUCUUCCUAUGGGCAAGACGGCGGCGAACUGGAAAGACACGCUUCCCGUACUGCCUGCCAAGGCGGCUACGGAGCGGAGUAUCAGUCCCGAGGGCGAGGUCGUGGAGUCGGAGGCCCCGGUGUGGGGUACCACUGUAGAUGCGGCGAUGAUGACGGGAAUCGUCGGGAGUUGGUAUUGGGAGAAGUGGAUGUUGAGGCUGCAGGUUGAGAUGGGGAAGGAGGAAGAGAGAUUAUUGGAGGGAGUAGUGCAGGUGCUUGAGGAAGGUGCAGAGGCAGGCAGCGGGUGGCGGUAUCUGACCGGUUUCGCAAGGAAGUAGAUAUCCUCACCGUGUGGAAAGAGGGUGGCAUGUGUUCAAUUUGGCUUGGUUUAUAAGGUCUUCGCACUUUAGCAUGGUGUUUGUCGGCUUGCUUUGAGUCUUGGGUCUGGGUGGGGUGGUUGAGGUCGAUACCCUCUUGUAUGCAUAGCGACAUUAGGAGAUGUGCGGCAUAGAGGACGGUACCGUGGUGGUGUGCGUUUCUUUUGUUGGUGCUGGGUAGUAAAUAGCUCAGUCGAUGGUGAGGGAUCGCGUAUCUUUGCAAUCCGCGAUGCAUCGCCAACAGAGACAUAGUUCAGCAGCAAUGAGAUUGACAUGCGCACAUGGGGA